AUGACUUUUUGGACCAUUGGAAUACUUACAAAUCUCUUUGAAAUAUUGAGAGAUUUAAUUGGAAAUUUUUCAUCAUUGAAGAAAUAUUCGAAAUCUGCUGAAUACAAGGAAAUACAUAGGAGAAUCAAUACGAAUUGCUUGAAUCUUAUAAAAAAUUUCUGUGAUUUAAUUCCAGCAGGGACAGGCAGUGAGUUUUUCUAAAAGAUUUUUGCCUCUCAUCCAAAUCAUGGAGUUGUUGGAUUUGCAGGAUUUUUAGCAGGUGCGAUAUCAACAUAUCAAACCUUUUGA
Paramecium tetraurelia is the source of this 288-nucleotide messenger RNA. RefSeq lists its product as uncharacterized. Gene Ontology annotation, cellular component: peroxisomal membrane. The transcript has a single exon. The record is from RefSeq and is a predicted model, not a curated record. Lineage: Eukaryota; Ciliophora; Oligohymenophorea; Peniculida; Parameciidae. Gene Ontology annotation, biological process: peroxisome fission.